UGAAUUUUCAUUUUAUACAUGGCAAAACUGACAAAAGGCUGUCUGAACUACGCACAUAUAAUUCAGGUUUAACCUGCUUCAGUGAAGGGACAAGCAUGACAGAGAAAUACUGGAGCUGCUGUCCAAAGAAUUGGAAGCCAUUUAGUUUGAACUGCUACUUUAUUUCUACUGACACCAACAAUUGGACAGAAAGUAAAAAGAACUGCUUGGGAAUGAAGGCUCACCUGCUGGUGAUCAACUCCAAGGAAGAACAGGAUUUUAUCAUUCAGAACCUGAAUAAAAGCAAAGAGUAUUAUGUGGGGCUGUCAGACCCAGAGGGUAACAGAGACUGGCAAUGGGUUGAUCAGACACCAUACAAUGCAAAUGCCACGUGAGUAUAGAAUUUGAUCAAGGAAUUCUGAGUCCUGGAUCAUCAGGUGUUUUAGAGUGUCCAAAGUAUCGGGUUUGAAAAUAAAAUAGCUCAGGCUUCUUGUAACUCUUGGCACUAAGUUAAAUAAUUUUAUUUAUUAUCCCAUCGAAUCAACACAAGAACCCUAUGGAGCACAGAUUAUUAAUUUUUCAUUGUAGAGCUGAGGAAACUGAGUUUAGAGAGUUUAGAUAACUCAGCAUAUGUUAUCUGGCACUGGUGACAAUGGUCCUUAAA
This is a messenger RNA of Myotis davidii, 643 nucleotides long. Its product is annotated as C-type lectin domain family 6 member A. The annotation marks the transcript as partial. Lineage: Eukaryota; Metazoa; Chordata; Mammalia; Chiroptera; Vespertilionidae. The transcript has 3 exons. The record is from RefSeq and is a predicted model, not a curated record.